This is a messenger RNA of Amoebophrya sp. A25, 3773 nucleotides long. NCBI's taxonomy places the organism in Eukaryota, Dinophyceae, Syndiniales, Amoebophryaceae. The record is from the annotation of a GenBank genome assembly.
CUCCAUUAAUCGGUCGUGUCUUCAGGCGAAUUCGGCGAGAAUGAGUUCGGAGUUGUCGUCAUUGAGGAUACCGAGAAUUCAGCACUUAUCCUGAUUGUACAGCUCCACCCUCCUUACCUGCCUCGCUCUCCCACUGUCAUUCGGAGUUUACAAAUAAUGGCUACAGGAUUUGCAUUCGUGCAUUUGAAUGUUGUGUCGAUACUCAGGUCUCACGAUGAGUAGAUUCAUCCUUGACUUAUUCCUUCGCCUUCCAACAUCAUUGCUUUUUCCUUAGAUUAAAAAUCGACAGUUUGGAAAGAGGAAGUAAAAUACGCCAGCACCAGGAUGCCAUCGAAGACGGAAAUGAUGAAGAAGAAGAAGAAGAAGAGCACUGCAGUGACCCUCGCUAAGGGAGCCAAAACCUCCAAGAAAGUGGUCUCCGUCCGACAUCUGCGCUCGCCUCUGAACAGUCUGGAAAAGAAGUCGACAGCAAAAGCCGAGACAAAGGGAGCUCAGAAGAAAGCCAUGAUUCCUGGAUCCUCAAAGACUAAGAAGAUGAAGAUGAAAAAAAUGCUAGUGAAGAAAAGCAAUGAUAAAAAGGCGGCCGCUUCUUCUACUUCUACCACGAAUAGUAAGGCAGGAAAGAAAAAGCUCCUCGAGAAGUCCGCGCUCGCCAAGAAUUUGGCCAUGAAGAAGAUGGCAAGGAUGAAACGUGCUCCAAAGCUGGUUGUGGUUCCGGAUGAUAUGGAGAAAGAAACGGGGAUCGUGUUGGCCGAUGGCGGGGUAGUAGUGCCGUCCGCGUCAAUGGUAAACGGAAAGCUGGUAACGACCGACGGAGCCUCAUCGGGUUAAGGCAACUAUUUGGCUUCCGAUUUCGAUAGAUACUUAGCUUCAAUUGCGAUAGAAACAACAUGAUUCGUAGCUCUAGCCAGUCCUCAGUUGGAAGCAAAUGUGGGGACCCAAGUCCGUAGUCGUGUGAAUGACAGCAUUGGUAAGUGAAGCCGACAAAUGCCCUGCUCUAAUGUAGCAAGUUACGCGAGUACGCGACGGAAAUUAUUAGUACGCAACACGAAACUCUGUGGAAGUACAAGCGAUCGAUUAAGGACCCAAUCAAGCGCCUGGCCCUUGCGGCAGACGAAGGAACGGUGAAGAAGCAGGUAGUUAAUUUUAUUGAGAGCAGUGACUUGGAAAACACUAAUCCUCGUGUGUAGUAAAAACCGGCAGAACAAAAAUCAAAGUACUUAGACUGCGAGUCUUACACAUAGCACGUGCUAACUAUUUCAUGAUUAAAGUUAAGCUCCGGGACUUUAGAUAUAUUAUUAAGUCUCUUGAUCUCUAAGUAGCCAGCAUUUGCUUUUCUUGAUAACUGAUAAGUGUAAGAACAGGUCAACGCCUAGACCACUAAGCCAACUGCGCAGUUGGCUUAGUGGUUUAGGCGUUGACCUGUACACUUAUCUAUCAAUCAAACUACCGGGGUGGGUUCGGCCGCCUUUGUUGUGAUCUCUGUCGCUAGGCACCCCCUGCCGUGGCUAGGUGGGUCACCGCCAUUUUUGCGGCCGGUGUCACUAGGCUGCCUGGAUCCUAUGGGUCUGCGCCAUUCUCGCGAUCUCAGUGGCUUAGGCGUUGCAGACCUGUACACUUAUCAAUAACUUGCAUUCUUAGAUCGUUCGUGUUUCGCCGAUCACUUGUAGUGAGCCCGGGGUGACGUGGAUAUCCCGUGGGGACCGGAUCAGCCAAAAAAUCUGGUGCGCCGCUUAUCGCGAUGCGCAGGGGCGCAAGCGCAACAAGUGGUUCAAUUGCAAGCACUACGUGAAUCUGGCAGACACAGCAGAGAAGCGCGAGGAGUUGGCAAGGGGACGCGCCAUGGCUGUGGCUGUUAAUUGGCUUCGAGAGCACAAAAAGCAGAUGGCUGAACUAGGCAUGCAGCAGCAGAAAAAAUCCGGAGACGUCCGACAGUCCGGCGUUCUGGGCGUGCGCUGGCAGCACACCUCAUGGGGUCCGGCAGAGAAACGAAACCGCAUCGGCUGGACUGCAUCGAUUUCGGCGCACCAAUUUUAUGGUUGCUGCAGUCCUCACCUUUUCUCAUGAUAUAAUUGCUCGAUCAGGAAUUGUGAUCGUGAUUAAGUAUCUUCUUGCACUCGCUUAGACACACAUCAAGACAUCCUUAAUCACAAAGCUGCUUGCUUCAUGUGUUGUACCUAAUCAAAUCUGCCUGGUGGUCUUUUUUGAGCCGAAAAUUCUAAGAAAGCACGGGUAGAUUGUCGAAUGGUCGCGCCGCGCGGCCUGUAACGCGCACUUUCACGCUGAAUAUUCAAGAAUGGCCAGACGAAGAAGAGCGCGAAGCCGAACUAGAGCGGUUGCGACAAAAAGCGAUUGCUCAGCGCCAGAAGUGGGAGAGGGAGGUCUUCUUAUGCAGAACAGCUCAAUAUACCUGCUCGAAGUCCAAUUCUCUAGUAUUAGAGCUAGAAGAAAUCCAUCUUCAGCGGCAUCUUCCGUCUUUUUUCCCUUGAGAAACGGGACCAAGAUGCCUGUGAGGAUGGAUUUCCUCUAGCCUUUAUAGUACUACAACUCCUAUCUACGAAUAUUAUUACGCAAGACCUCGUCGUAACCCUGAUUACUUCUUUAAGAAGCAAAAUAAGACUUAGCAAAAUAAGUAAUUAAAUUUUGUCAUCUAAUGCAUGCAUAUGAGGAGGCACAGUUCCCGCAAUUUCAGGCGAAGCGACGUGAAAAACUGGAUGCCAGUGCGCACAUGGUUCUCCAGGAUGCCGGUCCGACGAGUGGCGCCGCAAUUGGCAAAGGUAGCAACGACUUGCUUCAGGUGGUUGCGGCCUCGAGCUCAUCUUCUUCUAGAUCGUCGCCAUCGACUGGUAAAAAAUUUGUGGGGAUGAAGAAGAUGGCAAUGAAAAAGAAAACUAGCAAAGUCAACAACAAGGGAACUUCCAGCAGUAGCUCAACGAGCAAGGCAAGCAAAGCGUCGUCUUCGACUUCUACAGUCGCCAGAACAGGAGUAACGAAAACGGUGAAGAAGAAGAUGGGGACCAAGCUGGAGCCGAAACUGAAGAAAAUAGUGGCCGCAAAUCGUCAAAUGCGUUUGAGGGCCGCAACUAAGAAGAACAAAGGCGCACUUGGCGGAGAUCUCGAGGACGAUUUGUUGGCUGAUGACUAAUCCGUAUGGUGCAGGGAAGAAGAGUGGCUGAUAAAUACUCACUGCACUCAUUAAAUAUGUUAUGAGCAACUCGAAACAUUUCUUGAAAUAGAAACUCAUUCUUCACCUCGACAGUGGUUGUGAUUCGUAAGUUUCAUAGCCAUGAAACAAAUGGAAUGCCUAGAAAUUGAAAUACGCUAUGCAAAUAUUUAAUCAUGAACAAGGCUCCUAUAUCUAUUUACAUAAUGAGUGAAAUUGAACUAACCACAAGGGAAACUUCUGGCAUACACCACGACCCAACGGUGUGAUUAUCGCACAGUACUGACUUUUAAGAAUUCCUCAAACAGGACGAUAUUCAUCGGUAGGCAUUGUCACAACCACACCUGCUUGAAGAAAAGCCACUGAAUGUAACGACCUACUUAACGUCCUCCUAUGUAGACCGCUCGAUGACAGCAAGGUUGACAUUAUUUUCUAGAAAAUUGGGAUUUGCCGAGAUUCGUCAAGUAGCUCCUAUCUACGUUGUUGUAUGAAUAACUUCAUCCUCCAGAUAGUUGUGUGUCCUCCAUUCUUCAAAUUUCUUAGUAGCAACAACCCGACCAUUGAUUCAUGCACAGAGAUUUGCAGUAUAUUUCUUUGUGGUCUCGUAUAU